This is a messenger RNA of Cherax quadricarinatus, 1475 nucleotides long. NCBI's taxonomy places the organism in Eukaryota, Metazoa, Arthropoda, Malacostraca, Decapoda, Parastacidae. The record is from RefSeq and is a predicted model, not a curated record.
GGCAGUGGUAGUGUAGUAGCCUCGUGGUGCCAGUCAUCGCUCUCCUCCCACGCAAUUUUAUCCCCUGGUUUUGUUUGUUUUCACUGAACCAACUGGGUUUUCACACAAAUAACCUGUUUACAAGACUGUCAGGACCGUUAUACGUUUUGCAGCUAACCUUAGACGCCAUCGUCAGUGAGAGCCAACUAGUUAACGAAAGAGUAAACGAGAGAGAGAACGAGAUACAGAGUUGAGACAAUAAGUGAAAUCACGUGAUUGGCCAAAAUGGGUGAAGGAAUGCUUUCUUUAUCUUGGAACAAUCAUAGUUCUACAUUUUGUCACAUGCUGUCUGCACUACGAAAUGUGGAGAGAUACACUGAUGUGACUGUAGCAUGUGAGGGCAAAUUCUAUCCAGUACACAAGCUAGUACUAUCAACUUGUAGUGAUUAUUUCUUGAAAAUGUUUGAGUAUACUCCAUGCAAACAUCCCAUUAUAGUCCUUAAGGAUAUCCAAUGUAAAGAUAUGGAAGCUCUUUUAAGUUAUAUGUAUGCUGGCAUAGUAAGUGUGGAUCAAUCUGAUUUAGCACAACUGAUCAAGGCUGCAGAGCUUCUACAAAUUAAAGGGUUAGCUGUGCCUGAUGAGCUUCCAUUUAAUAUAAAAAAAGGGCGCAGCAUGAUGGAUGGUAGUAAUAGUCCUCGUUCAAAGAGACGUAAACAGGAUGACACUAGUUGGGAAGAGUCACAAAGUGUCGAUUUAUCUUCUCCGAACUCUCUGGAUUAUGGAGACGAUGACCAGCACGACAAGACAGAGGCUACUGCUGAAUCUGAGAUAAAUCAGAAAUCAUGCCAAGCAGAUGAUAAUCGUAUUGAAAGCACAGAAAUUAGUGAUGAUGACCAACAAAAUGGAAAUAAAAGUACUCAAACAACAGAAAAUAAAAAAGAAAAUGAAGGCCUUCUGCAAGAGUCUCCCACGUCGCAGGCUGAGACAGUGAUGGAUGAAAGUAUGGUUAAAGAAGAAAUGGUCGAUGAAGAUAGUAAUACAUUACCAGACACAGGGUUGGACUACAUGACUUUUGGAUCAGACACAGGUGUAGAUGAUAAUGAAACAGAAGAAGAUCCUUCAGGUUUAAUGAUACAUACCAAAUAUGGAGAGCAGUGUCACAACCAAUCUUUUCUGCAGCGACACUUUCAGCAGUCUGAAAAUAGUUCUGAAGUUCAGCCAGGACCUUCACUACUACAAGGGCAUUGCUGUGUCAACAUGAUGGAAGAAAAGUCUCGUGUACCACUUGUAACUUCUGAACACAAUCAACAAAUCUACUCUGCAUGUCACGUAAGUCCACCAAAUGCAUGUUACUGUACUUGUGUAGUCCAUAACAGCAGCUGGUCUCACAAUUAGGUCAUUGAUUUUUCUAUUCACCUUUCCAGGGUCUUUCAUUUCAUGCUGGUGGAUCACUGUCACAUGUUUGUCGUGCCACUAAAAUGCCAUGUCAUUGGCAU